Molecule: messenger RNA, 3846 nt
Organism: Sycon ciliatum
Lineage: Eukaryota; Metazoa; Porifera; Calcarea; Leucosolenida; Sycettidae
Exons: 1
Coding region: 1-3846 (1281 amino acids)
Biological process (GO): DNA integration; proteolysis
Molecular function (GO): zinc ion binding; nucleic acid binding; aspartic-type endopeptidase activity
Source: RefSeq, a predicted model, not a curated record
AUGUCAACCCGCACAGCCCCGGUCCCUGACCGCUUCGACUUUUCUGCCCCGCAGAAAUGGCCUCUGUGGCGAGAACGAUUCUCGACCUACCGCCUUGCUACCAAGCUUCACAAGGAAGAUGGUGAGGUCCAGGUAGCAGCUCUGAAAUAUGCGUUGGGUCCGGACGCUGAGCCUGUGUUCCUGCAGCUUCAGUUUGACGCAGACGCUGAUAAGAAAGACUUCGACAAAGUGCUCAAGAAGUUUGGUGACUAUUUCACCCCGAAGACGAACCUAUUCCACGAGCGGAUGGUGUUCGAGCGUGCAGCGCAGCGUCCAGGUGAGACGGUGGAAGAGUUUCUCCGUCGUCUGCACGUGAUAGCUGAGACAUGCGAGUUCGGAAAUAACAAAUCCGAUCGCAUUCGUGACCGUUUCGUUGCCACCCUGCUAGAUGAGAAAUUAGCAACGGACUUGCAGCUGACGGACAAUCUGACCUUGGAAAAGGCUACAGAGAAAGCUCGCGGGUACGAGCUCGUCCGCCAGCAAGUCGCCUCACAGCGCGGCCAUGCCAGUGCUACACCUGCGUCAGCCGCUGUCGCUGGUGCUUCUGCUGCUCCUCGUAAGAGCACAGGAUCGUUCAAGAGUAAGUCUGAUGGACCUGCCGGCAGUCAGUCUCACAAUCUCUGUAUGUUUUGUGGUGGUAAGUCCCAUACCCGCGACCGCUGUCCUGCUCGGGAUGUUACCUGCCGCAGCUGCUCCAAGAAAGGCCAUUACGCCCGUGUGUGUCGCUCAUCCAAGAAGGGGUCACACUCAUCUUCCAAGCAAUCCAGUAGCUCUGGUGCACAUUCUCUGGCCACACAGGACGACCCGGGUGUGACUGAGGAUUGGGCCUACUUGGAUUUAGAUAGUAUCGCAUCAGGCAGCAGUCCAUGGAUGUGUGAUCUGCUGUUGUACGGGAAGUCCGUACCGUUCAAGAUUGACACUGGAGCGGAUAUCACUGUGAUUACUCCAGCAACUUACGAAUCCCUCAAGUCACCACCGCCUCUGAGCUCUCCUACAACACGGUUGACAGGAGCCAAUGGUGAUCGCAUCGACUGCAAAGGCACAUUCAGUGCAACUUUGUCCAGCCCAAAGCUCAGUUCCUCGCAGCACCAGCUGGAGAUUCACGUUCUGACACGGGGCAAGUCCAACCUCCUGAGUCGCGAAGCCUCGCUAGCAAUGGGUUUUGUGUUCAAAGGCAUCUCAGAAGCGAAGCAGCCACCUCUUGGACGCAUGCUGGGUGAGCCCGUCAAGAUCGCUCUGAGGCCUGAUGCCGUUCCGUACCAGUGCUCAACAGCUCGUCGCGUGCCGAUUCCGAUCCUGCCGAAGGUCAAAGCAGAGCUUGUCCGCAUGGAAGCUGCCGAUGUCAUUACAAAGAUAACAGAGCCUACGGACUGGUGCGCACCCAUGGUACCCGUUGCCAAAAAGAACGGCGACGUCCGGAUAUGCGUGGAUCUGCGACGUCUGAAUGCUUCGGUCAGGCGCGAAACCUUCAUCCUGCCCACCGUCAACGAGACAUUAGCGAAGCUGAGUGGUGCAACAUGCUUCACCACCCUGGAUGCAGCGAAAGGUUUCUGGCAGGUGCCGCUUGAUGCCGAAACAGCUAAGCUCACCACGUUCAUCACGCCAUUCGGACGUUACUACUUCCGUCGACUUCCGUUUGGCAUAACAUCGGCGCCAGAAAUAUUCCAGCGCAAGUUAAUGCAAUACCUGGAUGGCCUUCCAGGGGUGUGCGUCUUCAUGGACGACAUCCUGGUCUUUGGUGCGACAGUCGAGGAGCACGAUGCUACCUUGGAGAAGGUCCGAUCAAUCCUGCGCAAUGUUGGUGUUGCCCUUAACCCCGACAAGGAACAUGUUCGCCAAUCGUCAGUUGAGUUCUUGGGCCAUGUCGUCUCCGCUGAUGGAGUCAGCCCCAGUCAGCAGCGCCUCGCCGCUAUCUCCGAGCUCCAGGCACCAGCCGAUCUCCCUGCGCUACGUCGCGUGCUGGGUAUAUUUAAUUAUCUCAGCAAGUUUCUGCCGGAAAUGGCCACUGUCUCUCAGCCGCUCCGAUUGCUCCUCCGCGCUGACACAGUGUGGUGUUGGGAUGCUCCCCAAGAAGAAGCUUUCCAACGACUCAAACAACUCGCGAGCCAGUCUCCUUGCCUAGCAUUCUACGACGUCUCUAAGCCAACUCUUCUGCGAGUUGACGCCAGUGGCUAUGGUCUGGGAGCUGUUCUCCUCCAGCAGCAGUCAGCUGGUUGGCAACCUGUCGCGUACGCCUCCCGAUCUCUCAGCGACGCCGAGCGCAACUAUGCGCAGAUUGAAAAAGAAUGUCUAGCCAUCGUCUGGGGAUGUGAGUACUUCGCCCAGUAUCUCGUUGGUAGCAAGCCAUUCACGGUGCAUACUGACCAUAAGCCCUUGGUUCCCCUGGUAAACAGCCGUGAUCUAGAUCGAGUGCCACUUCGUUGCCAGCGUCUGCUACUUCGACUGGCUCGUUUCGACGUCACUGCCGAACAUGUCCCCGGCCGUGAUCUCGUUGUGGCCGAUGCUCUCUCUCGAGCACCACUACCUACCACCGUCUCUACCUCGUCUGUUCUGACUGACGAGAUCGCUUCUCUUGCCAAUUCAGCUGGCGAAGAGUACAUGUCGUCUGGAUUCUCGCUUGCCCUACGAGAUGCCACCCAGGCUGACCGCGUCCUGCAGCAAGUUGCUAAGUUUAUUCAGUCUGGCUGGCCUGAUCACAGCAAGGACGUCCCUGCUGACAUCCUCCCAUACUUUGCCGCCCGCCAGCAUCUCUCUGUUGCCAACGGUCGUAUCUUCUAUGGUGCACGUGUGGUUGUGCCUGCAUCUCUGCGUGAUAUGGUCAUCCGCAAGCUGCACACGUCUGCUCAUCACGGUAUCGUCAAGUGCCAGGCGCAGGCCCGCCAAUCUGUCUGGUGGCCGUCCUGGAAGAAUGACGUCGCUUCUGCUGUUACGCAAUGUCGCACAUGCUGUCAGCACCGUAGCCAACCUCCUGAACCUCUCCGACCGACUGAGUUUCCUUCACUCCCGUGGCAGCGAGUUGGUUCUGACCUGUGUCAAUUCGGUAACACAACAUACCUGGUGGUUGUCGACUACUACUCGCGCUAUGUUGAAGCCUUGCCUCUCCGUUCCACCACGUCUGCCUCUGUCAUCACUGCUAUGAAAGCCAUCUUCGCCCGGCACGGUGUGCCUGAGACUCUCGUCACGGACAAUGGGCCGCAGUAUGCAAGUGAUGAGUUCGCCCGGUUUAGCUGUCAAUGGAACUUUGAUCACGUGACGAGCUCUCCGCAUCACCCGCAAAGCAAUGGGGAAGCAGAGCGUGCAGUACGCACUAUCAAGCAGCUUCUAGCAAAGUCGGACGACUUCCAACUGGCUCUCCUCACCUACCGUAGUACGCCACUUCAGAGCGGGUUCUCGCCAUCACAGUUACUGAUGUGCCGCAGCCUCCGUGGUACGCUACCGGUGGAACCCUCCACUCUUCUGCCGACGCUCCCUGCAGGUGAGAAGCUGAGGGAGUGGGAGCAACAUCGCCGAGCACAGUCAAAGGAUAACUUUGAUACACGUCACCGGACCAAGCCUCUCCAGCCCCUGCAGCCAGGUGAUAGCGUGUGGAUUGCAGAUCAGCAGAGAGAAGGGACUGUUAAGUCAUCACUGUCCGAUCGGUCUCUGCUGAUUGCAGUACCCAGCGGCACGAUCCGUCGCAACCGGCAUCAGCUGCGUUUCCUGCCCGCUAGCCCACCGGAGUCUGUUGAGAUUCCCAAUAGUCCUCCAGCACCCGGCCGGCCGCAGCGUGCCCGACAUGCCCCCAGUCGCCUCAUUGAAGAGAUUUGA